AUGGCAAGCACUGCGACAAGUCCGGCUGCCGAGGCGGGAAGCAAGGCUGUGGCGGCCAUGCGUGAGGCGCUGGUGGCUGCCGGUGCCGACGCGUACUACCUCCCGCACGGCGACGAGCAUGCCAACGAGUACCUCUCGCCGCACCACGAGCGCAUUGCCUUUGUCUCGGGUUUCACCGGCUCGGCCGGCACGGUGGUGGUCACCGCCACGCAGACGCUGCUGUGGACCGACGGUCGGUACUACCUCCAGGCUGAGAACCAGCUGUACCCCGGCUGGAAGCUGAUGCGAAGCCAUGCCGAGCUCGCGCCAGGCGCCUGGCUCAAGGCUGAGGGGCACACCCGCGUCGCCUCGCCGGCGUCCACGCUCGGCCACGCCACCGCCGCCAGGCUCAAGGCCCACGGGUGCUCGCUGGCCUUGCUCGACGACAAUCCGGUCGACAGCGUGUGGAACGCGUCUGGCUCGCGCCCCCUUCCCGCCCGCGCCCCGAUCGUCCCGCUCGCCACCACGUACACCGGUGAAGACGCCGCCUCCAAGAUCGCACGCAUCUCUGCUGCUGUGCACUCUGCAGGCUACGCUGCUGUCCUUGUCACCGCUCUCGACGAGAUCGCAUGGCUCCUCAACUGCCGAGGCUCCGACAUCCCGUACAACCCCGUGUUCCUCAGCGUUGCGCUCGUGCUCACGCCUGAAGCCAAGACCCAGCUCGACGCCUCGCACGCGGUCACGCUUUGGCUGGACGACCCGAACGGAUGCCGGCUCGACGAGGAGGGACGCUCUUCGCUUGCUGCCGCCAACGUCAACAUCGUCCCGGUCCUCAAUCAAGCCCACAUCGCGACCGCGCUCGAGGCUGCCGCCGCUGCCGGCAACGUCUGGCUCGACGGCAGGACAGUGCCGAUGGCGUACGCAAGCGUUGUGGAAUGCAAGGCUCAGAGCGCCACAUCACCAAUCAACGACGCCAAGUCGAUCAAGAAUGCGACCGAGCUCGAAGGCCUACGCGCGUGCCACCUCCGCGACGGCGCGGCCCUGACUCGGUUCAUGUACGCGCUCGAGUCCCGCAUCUCAGCCGGCGACACACUCUCCGAGUGCGAAGCGGCGGCCAUGCUUGAGCAUGAGCGCUCAAUCGAAGCCGACUACGUCUCGCUCUCGUUUGAAACCAUCUCGUCGUCGGGGCCAAACGGUGCGGUCAUCCACUACGCGCCGCAAGCCGAGACCGCGCGGGUACUCGCGGCCGACGAGCCUUACCUGGUUGACUCGGGCGGACAGUAUCUCGACGGCACGACCGAUGUGACACGGUGCCGCGUCUUUUCUUCUCCAUCGGCACACAUGAAGCGGUGCUACACCCGGGUCCUGCAGGGCCACAUCGCGCUCGCCACAGCCUAUCUUUGGCGCGAUGGCCUCGACUACCGCCACGGCACCGGCCAUGGCGUCGGCGCGUACCUUAACGUCCACGAAGGCCCGCAUCUCAUUUCCUACCGCGCCGCCGCCAACAACCCGCCGCUCAAGGCUGGUAUGACCGUCACCAACGAGCCCGGGUACUACGAGGACGGCGCGUUUGGCUUCCGCAUCGAGAACGUCAUGCUUGUGGUGCCCGCCGCUACGCCGCACAACUUUGACGCCACAGACUUUCUUGCUUUCGAAACCAUCACCUUUGCGCCGCUUGCCCGCGAUCUCAUCGACGUGGCCCUCCUCUCGCAAGCCGAGCGCGACUGGGUCGACGCCUACCAUCAGCAGGUGCUCGACCACCUGACCCCGCGCAUGGCCAGCGACGAGCAGCGGGCCUGGCUUGGCCAAGCUUGUGCCUCUCUCGGUGCCUAGUAGCAUUAAAGCGUGCGUUCUGU
This is a messenger RNA of Thecamonas trahens ATCC 50062, 1835 nucleotides long. RefSeq names its product peptidase. The transcript has 2 exons. Bases 1 to 1812 code for a protein of 603 amino acids. NCBI's taxonomy places the organism in Eukaryota, Apusomonadida, Apusomonadidae. Gene Ontology annotation, molecular function: metalloaminopeptidase activity. The record is from RefSeq and is a predicted model, not a curated record.